AGAUUUGAAUAUAUAGAUUUGAAGAAUCUGUAAUAAUGGCGAUAGCAAGAAUUAAAAGCUUUUUGGACGCAAGUAUCAAAAAUGUAUCAUCACCACUGGAUCGCACAGCAAAUCUUGAACCAGAAAUCGGUUUGAGAAUUGAACAUUCAGAGAAUCUUAAAACAUUAAGUGUGACUGUCUUAGGUGCUAGACAUUUACCACAGAACUUUGGCCUGACACGUGUUAACAGCUACGUAGUAAAGGUAAAACUGUUACCAGGUAAAGAAAAAUAUGAAACAACAACAAAGAAUGAGUCCUGGCCUCAAUGGAAUGAAGAAUUUGUUUUUAAUCUGCGAAAGGAAACGAAAUCUAAAUUUGGCAAAACUAAGGUUGUAGAAGAAGAUCUAGGUGGAUCAAGGUUCAUUGUAGCCACUCUGUAUGCAAUUUUGGAAGAAAAACCUUUAAUUGCGACGGAAAAGAAAGAAAAUGAAAAUGAUAAUAAUAAGAAAAAGGAGAAAAAUGCUUCUGCGAAAAAAAGUGGAAAACUAAAGGAGAAUAAUACUGUAACUUGUAAUACUCAGGAAUCAAAUAAAAAUAAAUUUUUUGGACAAAUCUUUAGCAAAACAACAGAUAAAGUUUCUGAUCAAAAUCCUUCAGAAAGGAAAAUUUUUGAUAAAAGACGUAUCAUUGGUGCUACAAACGUUCCACUUGAUUCCAGAAAUUUCACCACGAAACCAAUUAAAGCAAAACACCAAAAUGAUGUGUCAACUGGCGAUAUGUGGAGAACACUGAAAGCUAUAUCUAGUGGGAUUGCUGGAGCUGAAGACAGAAGGGAAAAUAAAAAAGGACAAGUUGAAGUCUCCUUGUGCCAGGAGAAAAGUGAUAGAAAAGAUGUAAGUGGAGGAUCGCUAGUCCUAACACUCUUACGACUGAGAUGUUCUAUGCAAACAAUGCAUGAACAUGAAAUGCUACGAGGUCAAAUGUAUAUUAAAAUGUCACUUGUAGAAGGAGGUAAGGUGACUCACUUUUGGAAAAGCAAUCGCUUUGCUCCUUGUAUUUCUACAAAGUUUGCACCGGAAAUGGCUAAAGUAAUUGCUGAAAAUCACUACGAAGGUGCUCUAAACGACGUUAGUUUUGUUAUCAAGUUUAUUUCAAAAAAUAAGCUCGGAAAAAAGACUACAGUCGGACACUUUGUUAUUGGCCCAGAAGUUGGAGGAAGUUACAGUGAACAAUGGAAGCAAGCCCUUGCAAAACCAGGCAAUCAAAUAACAAAAUGGCAGCCUUUCGAAUAAAUAUUUCUUUGUAUAAUAAGAAAAUUAAUACCAUACAAAUAUAGAACUCACAUUCUAGAUUGCAUUUUUGUAAUAAAAUUUGUAUAUUUCUAUUUAUAUAUAUAAGCAAUUUGUAGAUUUCUAAUGAUUUACUGCAAACAUCACAUUUUUAAAACAGUUUCAAUUUUAACAUCUCUAAUGUUCAUUAGAAACUAAUUAUAACUUUGUACUUUAAAGUUAAAUGUUUCCUUGCGAAAUUAUUGCAAUGCUGUCUACAUGCUGUAUCCGUCUUUGACGGGAUUUUCGUGCCUAUAAUUUCAAUGCAAUCACUUUUUCUAAAUUGAUAGAACUUCUUCUAAAUAAAAUGUAAUUUAUUGUGUAUUUAUGUUUAAAUCAGAUUUUACGAAAAUUUUUGAAUUUGUUUUGUAUGUAUUUUUAAAAUUAAUAUUA
This is a messenger RNA of Leptopilina heterotoma, 1700 nucleotides long. RefSeq lists its product as uncharacterized. The transcript is spliced from 4 exons. Gene Ontology annotation, molecular function: syntaxin binding; calcium ion binding; phosphatidylserine binding. The coding region runs from base 36 to 1271 and encodes 411 amino acids. The record is from RefSeq and is a predicted model, not a curated record. Lineage: Eukaryota; Metazoa; Arthropoda; Insecta; Hymenoptera; Figitidae. Gene Ontology annotation, cellular component: axon; dense core granule; synaptic vesicle membrane. Gene Ontology annotation, biological process: calcium ion-regulated exocytosis of neurotransmitter; synaptic vesicle endocytosis; regulation of dopamine secretion.